Cotesia congregata is the source of this 489-nucleotide messenger RNA. Lineage: Eukaryota; Metazoa; Arthropoda; Insecta; Hymenoptera; Braconidae. The record is from the annotation of a GenBank genome assembly.
AUGAUAUCAUCGAUAAAGCGCAAGCUAGAUAAUGUAAUUGAAUCCUUGGAUUUUGGUACUAUUAGUUCUGUAAUUAGUGAUAGUCAUGAUGAAAAAAUCGUACAAAGCAACAAAGCUAGUCAAUUAAAUGUGAAGAGAGCUAGGACGAACCACCUGGUGAUAAAGAGGCGUAAUAAUCAGUACAAGAAAAAUGAAAAUUAUCAUGAGAAUGUUAAUGAGAGUAAUGUUAAUGUGUCUUUUAUAAAAUGGCUAUCAUCGGUCACUGAGAGGAUAAAUCAGACGAUGCACUUCCAGUUCAACGGCAAGCCCGAGCCGCUGGUUUUCCACGUGCCUCAGGUAUUUUUUGAUUGCUUGCGCGAGCGAAUCUCCUGUGGCGGCAAAAAAAAGCGGCUGCCUAAUUCGAUUACCGCUUUUGUUAGAACGGAUGCAGUGCCUCUGGGCACUUUUACCAAGUACACCUGGUUAAUAACUAAUAUAUUUCACGUCAAG